UAGUGACGUUGUCAAAGAUCACCUGAUUGUGUUUGAUGUUAGUGAGUAGCCUCCGUAGUGAUGUGAUUAAAAACGUAUGCGAAUGGUUCGGAGAAAAUGGUAAUAGUUAUGACGGAGGAGAGCGAGUGGUCGAUUUACAACGCCGCACAGAACUUGCCGGCCGUUCUGAACGAUCCAAACAAGGGGAAGCAAAGCAACUUCUUCGUGAAGACGUGGGGCGAUGGUUUCGUCGAGAGAAGCGACCUGGAGAGCAGUCCAUUCCUGCCAGACAUCACCCAUGCCCACUUCGAUAAUUACCUGCGGAAGAUCGGGAAACGGUACAGGAAACACAAGAAAAUCUCGCACGAGAAGGUGGAGGUGAGGGUGAAAUGCAAGAACGACACAGAGGAAACUUUGGACACUAUACCAGACAUCUUCCUUAUGACCAGUUUCCCGUUGAGUGAUCCCAGGGUAUUCAACAAAGUGUUUCACUGUGAAUUCAAGCAAAAUGAGAGGCUACUGCACGAGGAGCUUACUCACUAUUUGGAUGUGGUUGAAGUUCAGAUCGCAAGACAAGUAUCACAGAAGUCAGGGGCUUUUUUUCAUGCCAUGACCUCGCAUGACACAAUCAUGGAGCAGAUGGGGACUGCAUGCCAGGAAGUGGGUAAUUUAAGGAGUAAAAUCAAAGUAGUUGACACGGACCUAUCACAAGACCCUUUGAAGUUACUGAACUUGGCAAGAACUAGGAGGAAUCAGGUUUCUCUUUUAGAUAAGCUGAAAUUGAUGGCAACUGUUUUGCAGACCCAACCCACCUUGCAACUAUUGUUGAGCUCCUCUGAUUAUGUGGGUGCAUUAGAAUUGAUAAGUUCAACACAAGAAGUAUUAGCCAGAAAGUUAGCAGGUGUGACUAGUCUGAGGCAUUUACCAUCUCAGCUGAAGGAGAUGUCCAGACUUAUAGAUAAAAUGUUAAGCAGUGAGUUUGAGAGGUAUGCAGCUGCAGAUUUACAUCGACCUUUGGAUUCUGAUGAUGGUCUUCUUGAACCAGAAAGACUAAUUUCUUUGGUGGCUGGGUUACUUAGACAGAAUCACUUCAAUUUCUUGGAAGCUUAUAAGCAGGAAGCUGUAACUGCAGUGCAAACAGUAUUCAAACAAUUACUGAUUGAACAAUUGGCUGAUGAGGAUUCUGAGCAGUGUUUGACUGGUUCAGGGGAGGUAACACCUAAUCUUGAGAGUUCCCACUGGCUUAGAGUGCUAUUUCUGGCCAGUGAAGCUCUAGCAAAGUUAAUGAAGAGAGUUAAAGAUGUUCAUGAUGUUAUUAAGCAAACUGCCAAGAUGAGCACCAGGUUGGAUGAUAGUAAAGUGGAUGAUAUGCAGGAAAAGUUUCUGACUGAGGAUGAUUUGAAGAGAGUAGAGUUAAAAUUGAAGGAACUGCUUGUUUAUAUUUGUGACUAUUGCCAUGAAAGAUUAGCUUCGCUGGUGGACAAUCAGUCUGAUAAGAAUUCCAUCACAGCUGUUCAAAUUGGAGAAUUAUCAAUGAUUGUUGAUAAAUUUGGUGAAGUUUGCGAAGCGAUCUGCGGUCAGAGGAGCGCCACAAUGAAGGCGGCAUUUAAAAUACAAGCCGGUAAUUAUGUGAAUAAAUUCCAUGGGGCUAGAAAGAAUAAGUUGGUGUUGCUGCUCGAUGAUGAACGAUGGAAAGCUGCGGACGUUCCGCUCGGUUUCCAGCUGCUAGUGGAUAAAUUGUCCUGCGGGAAAGUCCUCGAUUUGAUACCAGUGGAUAACAACAAUAGGCGGAGCAUGCAGCGUUGUUUGAAGGUUGACGGGGAGGAGUUUGUGACCGUAGGCGUGGUCUUGAUCCUGGUCAGUUUGGUGAGCGAGUAUUGUAUUUGCGCCCAGGAUUUGCCGCUAUUGGCGAACGUAGUUUACAGGAAUCUUGUGGAAUUAUUGAGGACAUUCAACUCGCGCUCCUGUCAGUUAGUGCUAGGUGCCAGUGCCUUGAGGACCGCCGGUUUGAACACCAUAACAUCAACGAAUCUGGCGUUGACAUCUCGCGCCCUCCAAUUGGUCCUAUGGAUGAUACCGCACGUCCGCAGACACUUCCAGCAGAUCUCGCAGGACUGCAAUAGCUCGAAUUUGGAUGCAGUGGAGAGAGAUAUAGUUCAUCACAUCCAGCAGUUGGAAUCCAAAGUGUUGUCGAUCAUGAAUAAACUACUCGGGGAUUCGCUGAACGAAUGGGAGGCCAAACCUCCCGUUCCCUCGAAGGUGUUCCGGAAUGUGUCGAGGCAUCUGAAUAAGUUACACGAGGCUGUUAGCUGUGUACUACCCAAGAAGCAGAUCAGCGAGGUGUAUCUGGUUAUUCACAGGAACUUCAAGAGCCGCCUGAGAGAGCAGUUGGUUAAGAUGAAUAUUCAAAAUAAUGGCGGACCCCAGCACGGCGUCGUCACGUCGGAGUUGACGUUCUACCUGGAGACGUUGCGAGGCUUGCAGGUCCUGCAAGACAGCCAACUGUCAGACAAAGCCAUGGAGGAUAUCUGGAUUAAAUGAGAUUGUACAUGCGCACGCUACAUUCCCCCCCAAAACGUUUAUAAUUCUUUUUAAUAACU
Molecule: messenger RNA, 2579 nt
Organism: Nicrophorus vespilloides
Lineage: Eukaryota; Metazoa; Arthropoda; Insecta; Coleoptera; Silphidae
Gene: scat
Product: vacuolar protein sorting-associated protein 54
Exons: 1
Coding region: 97-2520 (807 amino acids)
Biological process (GO): retrograde transport, endosome to Golgi; Golgi to vacuole transport
Cellular component (GO): GARP complex
Molecular function (GO): syntaxin binding
Source: RefSeq, a predicted model, not a curated record